Molecule: messenger RNA, 702 nt
Organism: Camponotus floridanus (Florida carpenter ant)
Lineage: Eukaryota; Metazoa; Arthropoda; Insecta; Hymenoptera; Formicidae
Product: thyroid transcription factor 1-associated protein 26 homolog
Exons: 3
Coding region: 80-571 (163 amino acids)
Cellular component (GO): nucleus
Source: RefSeq, a predicted model, not a curated record
GUUAAUGUACAAUUUAAAUGUCGAUAAGCCACAUGGUUGGAUGCUUCGUUUACCGUGAUUUGUACACAAAAAAGAUAACAUGAAAAAUAUUAAAAAUAAAAGAUCCGAAGGAAAGGAAGAUCACGAAAAUGGGAAACAAAAGAAAUUUGACAAGAAAAAAUACAGAUUACAAAAAUAUAGCAAUAAAUAUAAAAUUAAUCAAUGGGAAGAAAGGAGGAAGAAAGCUGUGUUACGUGAAUAUUACAAGGAACUCAAAAGGGAUCAGCAGACUUCUUCACAAAUAUCAUCAAAUUGUGCAUCCAAGAAUACGAAUGAGAUGAGCAACUCAAAAAGUAAGAGCUACGCCUUUUACAAGGCCAAACAGGAAUAUAAGCGCAAACAAGAAGAGAAGAAGAAAAGGAUACAGGAUAUGAUUCGUGUAAAAGCAGAACGAGAGGAAGCCUUGAAAAAAUACAAGGAGAAGAAAUUGCAUAAUUUUAAGAUGUUAUCAAAAAAGACAAAGAAAGGACAACCUGUUAUGAGAGGCAGAAUAGAAAUGUUGCUCGAAAAGAUACAGCAAAGUUUAACGUAAUAUAUAAUUUCUUACUGUUGAAAUUUAUUACUUAUAUCUAGCUAAAUUGAUUAAAUCAUAGUGAAUAAGAAAAAAGCAUAUUGUACAUUGCAACAUAAUAUAUAUCUAGAAGAAUAAUAGAAUGUUUUUAU